AGUGCUUUUCCAACUGUAGUUGUAAAUACAUGAGCCAAAAGAUAAACAACCUUACUCAGCUCUUGGUUUUGAUUUUUAAAUUAAUUUGGGUUUUGAAGUCUUCUCCGAGAUCUAAAGUAGUCUCUAAAAAGUUAAAACAAAAGGUCCAUAUCUAACCCAGCUUCUCCAUUAAAUGUGAAGUCAACCAGUUAUCAAGUUUAUAAUAUUCAGAGGUUAUCUUUCAAUUGACGUACAUUUAUUGAAGACGAAACUGUUUAGGGAUUUGUUUUAAUAAUUUAUAAAUCAGCUAAAAAUCCUUAAGAUAGACGAGAGUAAGAUAGAUAUAAAUCCUCUAGAGAAUGAUUCAGCAAAAUCCAAAAUGGUCUCAGAUGAGUGUCUUUAGUGACUGUAAAUGAAGAUUAAAAAUCAAAUGGUCUUUAAAAUUUUACCUGUUCAGCUUGAUCAGUUGAUGAAUUAGGAUGAAUCAAGAUUUGAAAUUUUGUAAUUGAUUGUGUAACUCUGUUUCCAAUGGUUUAGGAAUGGAAUGCAAACGAGGAAACAAAAUUGAAUUUAGGGUGCCCAAGGCUUAUGGAUCAACCUUGAAAGCCAAGAAGACAGAAGAUGAAAUCACUCGCGAUCUCCUUGAAUUCGGAAGCAAGUGUUAAGAACAUAACACAAUCUAUUUUAUUAGUAUAAAAAGGUGAAGAAUUACAAAGAUGCGAAAGACUUAAUAUAGUAGUCAUAUGAACUUAGGUUGAAUUAAAAUACAUUAAUUUUAUAGAACGAAAUCAAAGAAGAAACUACAAUAAAACAAACUAGAGAUUUUGUGCCGUUUAACUAAAAUUUGAAUGACAAUGAUUUACAAGAAAUCAUUUAGAUAAGCACAUUCAAUUGCUUUUAGUUUUGGUUGCUCUUCUCCAUUUGGUAAAUAAUUCUUGCUUUGAUAUUUGGAUUCCCAAGAGUGUGAUAGGGUAAUGACCAAAAUGGUGUGCUUUAGUUGUCUCUUUGAUCACAAGGUAAUAAUCAAAACGGUGAGCUUUGAUUCUUUGGUGUGAUGGUAAAUAAGAUGAAUUAUUGUUUUUUUUUACCAAAAAGGAAGAUAAGUUAUUGUUUCUCCUUUAGAAAUGGCAAAUGAUUUGGAUAAAAUCUUGGACCGUCUUAUAACAUAUGCUUCGUCUUGGUUGGUCUUGAAGCUUUGUUUCAUCUCCUUGUCUUUAAGUUUAAAUUCUUUUAAGACUUCUAUUUGACUAAUCCUGAGUUGGUGUGCGUUUUGUAGAGAACUAUUAUUUUCUUUCUGAUUAAUUAAAUACUCCACAUUUGGUUGAAUUCUUCUCUUGAUAGUUGAUAACUUGAUAUCGACAUUCUAGUUGUGUGUGUGUGUGUCGUUGGGCGUUGACAUUUGUGGUUCUAUGUCUUCAUCACAAGCAGUGCAUUUACGCACAUUAUGACCUAGCUUUUUAGAACAUUAACGAGAAAAAUUGCAUAAAAACUUUCAAAGUGUCAUUUACUAUCAUUUUAAACUUUGAUGUUUUUUUUACUGAUAUUUUUAAUUUUCAAACUGACAAUUGUAUCAAAAAAAAAUUUCAAAAUAAAAAAAAUGACGAAUAGUACAUGUAAAAGGAAAUCUUGCUCCUUUGAAAAAAAAAAUUAAAAGGAAAAGUUUGAAAUUUUGAAACACUUGAGUACGUAUUAUCGGUUAUACUCACAUUGCGUUUUGUCUAUUAAAACUUUAAAAUCUAUCAUCACUUCCGAUAACACCCUCCAUCGCAGAAUUGUUAUCUUCGUCCUCCUUGGGUCACUUGUAGCCAUCAUUAAUUCUGUAUGCAAUGGUAGGUUUGCUUAUUUAAUGCUCUACUAUGACUUUUCGUUUCAAGCUUCUCAAGGAUGGAUUUUUAACGUGGGCGUUCUUAAACCUAUAAGAUAAUCUAUAAAUAUUAUUGGGAUUGAUGAAGUUUAGUAGUUACCGUAUUUAUUCGUUUAUCGAAAUUCCUAUAAAUUUAUUAUAGCGGUAUUACCAGAAACAAUCACCCACCUUGCCACUAUUUAAUACCACAAGCACAAGUUAAACCACAAAUAGAAGUGCGCCUAUACUCUCCGGCGGUAUUCUACUUUUCCGACGGCUGUCAGUUUGUCAAAGUCACUGAGAUCCAACAUCUCUCGUUUAGUUGUGUAAAAGAUCAGCAAAAUGGUUGCUCAAGGGUUCACUGUGGAUCUUGACAAGCCCCUUGCUUUCCAGGUUGGUCAUCUCGGAGAAGCUUACGACGAAUGGGUUCACCAACCUAUUGUAACAAAGGAAGGCCCUCGGUUUUUCCAUAGUGACUUUUGGGAGUUCUUGACCCUUACAGUUUGGUGGGCGGUUCCUGUCAUUUGGUUGCCAGUUGUUGUCUGGUGCAUCUCCAUGUCAGUAAGCAUGGGCUGUUCAUUCCCAGAAGUUGUCUCAUUGGUUGCCUUGGGAAUAUUUAUCUGGACUUUUAUAGAAUACUGUCUUCACCGUUUCCUUUUCCACAUGAAGACCAAGAGUUACUGGGGAAACACGGCACACUAUCUUAUUCACGGAUACCAUCACAAGCACCCAAUGGACCACCUUCGACUCGUCUUUCCUCCUGCCUUAACAGCUAUUAUGUGCUUUCCUCUCUGGAACCUUGCGAAGCUAAUCGCAACUCCUUCAGCUGCACCUGCAUUGUUUGGAGGCGGCCUGUUCGGCUAUGUGAUGUACGAUCUUACUCACUACUACCUUCACCAUGCCAACCCAACUAUACCAGUAACCAAAAACCUCAAGAAAUCCCAUUUGAACCAUCACUUCAGGAUUCAGGACAAGGGAUAUGGAGUAACUUCGUCGCUAUGGGACAUAGUGUUUGGUACACUUCCCACCACAAAAGCUCUCAAAAGAGAGCAACAAAAGUACUAAGAUGGAUGCAAACGAAAAAGGAUAUUUGUAAUAUACAGUUCAUCUUAAACUAUUUAAUCAAUCACUCUAUGUUAAUCUGAUCACGUUUGUUUUGGACUAAUGUCUUUGUAUAUCAAUAUACUACACAUCCUAUGUAAUAGUUUUAUGUGUUUCACAACUUAAAAAAAAAAAGACUUUGUUUACAACAA
Messenger RNA from Brassica rapa (field mustard), 3075 nucleotides. Its product is annotated as dihydroceramide fatty acyl 2-hydroxylase FAH1. Gene Ontology annotation, biological process: fatty acid metabolic process; lipid biosynthetic process. Gene Ontology annotation, cellular component: membrane; endoplasmic reticulum. Lineage: Eukaryota; Viridiplantae; Streptophyta; Magnoliopsida; Brassicales; Brassicaceae. Gene Ontology annotation, molecular function: fatty acid 2-hydroxylase activity; iron ion binding. The record is from RefSeq and is a predicted model, not a curated record.